Molecule: messenger RNA, 611 nt
Organism: Vidua chalybeata
Lineage: Eukaryota; Metazoa; Chordata; Aves; Passeriformes; Viduidae
Product: C-X-C motif chemokine 2-like
Exons: 4
Coding region: 1-453 (150 amino acids)
Biological process (GO): cellular response to lipopolysaccharide; chemokine-mediated signaling pathway; neutrophil chemotaxis
Cellular component (GO): extracellular region
Molecular function (GO): CXCR chemokine receptor binding; chemokine activity
Source: RefSeq, a predicted model, not a curated record
AUGCGGCUGCUGCCGGCCCUGGCGCUGGCCCUGCUCCUGCUCCUGCUCCUGAGCAGCUCGGUGCCGGCGGGCGGUCUGUCGCUGGAGAGCCUGCUGACCAACAUGAGGUGCAAGUGCAUCAGAUCCACCGCCCACGUCAUCAACCUGGGGCUGAUCCUCACCAUCGACGUUACCCCGCCGGGCAUUCACUGCAGGAGGAAGGAGGUCAUCCUCACCCUGAAGAAGAACAAGCGGGUGUGCGUGGCCCCCGAGGCGCCCUGGAUCCAGCUGCUCAUCCACAAGCUGACGCAGAGGAACGGCACCAAAAAAGCGUUGCCGCGACCACGGCGGGAAGCACGGCGCUGCCGGCCCCCUUGGAGACCCCCCAGCCCGUCCCUCCCACUGGCCAGAUCCCAGGAAUCCACGGUUAUGAAUUCCUCGUGGGACAGCAAUGACACAACCCCCCUGCCCUGAGACACGCUGGGUGGAGUGGCACAACGCUGGCGCUUCCUCUGCUCCCGGGGUUUUUUUGGCAGGGGCAGGAGCCUUUUCCCUGCUUUCCCCUCAGGCUGCUUCCUUCCCUUUUGGAUGCCUGCGCUGUUCCCGCACGCAACCACAGCCCGUCCCGGGUG